AUGAACCUCGCCCUCCAGGACCCCUUCGCCGUGGCCAAGGAAUACCCCGACACGCUCGCCCACACCCUCCAAUAUGGCCACAGCGUCCACAUCCUGUUCAACCGCAAGGGCGACUAUAUCGCCCUGGGCCUCAGCGACGGCACCAUCGUCAUCUACGACCUCGACAGCCUCGCCAUCACGUGCGUGUUGGGCCGCGGCGGCCACGUGCGCCCCGUCACGUCGCUCUCGUGGUCGCAUUGCGGGCGGUAUCUCCUCCUGGCGUCGCAGGACUGGAGCUGCAUUCUCUGGGACUUGCGCCGGGCCAACGGCGCCGCGUCCGCCGUGUUGCACAAGGCGCAGUUCGACGGCCCGGUGUGGCUGGCGUGCCUCCACCCGAAAAACCCGCAUGUUUUCGUGGCGCUGCUCUUCGAAAACGACCCGGUGUGUGUGCACGUGGAUGGGGUUGGCGGCAGCCGCGUCACAUGCUUGGCCACGGAGCCGGCGGCCGCCCGGGCAGACGACGACGACGAUACGCCCAAGGUGCUGGCAGGCAAGCACCGCACGCUUGCCGCGGUUUUCAGCACCUCGGGCGACUACAUUCUCGCAGGCACCAGCAAGGGCUGGCUCAACGUGAUCUGCACGCGGCGUGCCGCCACCGUGCACCUGGUCAAGGUCACCAGCGCCAACAUCAAGUCGCUCCUGGUGGCCAGCAACGGGCGCAAGUUGGCCGUCAACUCGUCGGACCGCGUGAUCCGGCAGAUCCACCUCCCGGACUUGAUCAACGAGCCGAACCCGGCGCACUGGGACUUCGACGUGGAGUGCAAGUACCAGGACAUGGUCAACAAGCUCCAGUGGAACUCCGUGGCCUUCAGCCACAACUCGGACUUCCUCGUGGCCUCGACGUUUGGCCAGAGCUCGCAGGACUUGUACCUCUGGGAGACGUCCAUGGGCUCGCUCCUCAAGAUCUUGGAGGGCAGCCCGGAGGAGUUGAUCGACGUCAAGUGGAACUACAACCGCUGCAUGAUCGCGUCCACGGGGCUCGACUCGGGCACCGUGUACUUGUGGCUGGUGCAGUUCCCGCUGAAGUGGAGUGCCUUGGCCCCGGACUUCGUGGAGAUCGAGGAGAACGAGGACUACGAGGAGAAGGAGGACGAGUUCGACAUCAUCGACGAGACUGACUUGAUCAAGAAGCGCAUGGAGGAGGAGGACACGGACAUCGACAUAUUCCUGCUCGAGGCCACGGACGUGCGCGGCUUCGACACGCAGAUCGACUCGUUUGUGAUUCCGCUCAACUACGAGACUGCGGUGGUGUGA
This is a messenger RNA of Metschnikowia bicuspidata var. bicuspidata NRRL YB-4993, 1293 nucleotides long. RefSeq names its product COMPASS subunit protein (gene SWD1). Gene Ontology annotation, cellular component: Set1C/COMPASS complex. The record is from RefSeq and is a predicted model, not a curated record. Gene Ontology annotation, molecular function: protein binding. Bases 1 to 1293 code for a protein of 430 amino acids. NCBI's taxonomy places the organism in Eukaryota, Fungi, Ascomycota, Pichiomycetes, Serinales, Metschnikowiaceae. The transcript has a single exon.